GUCACGGUUCUUGAUCAAGCUUCUUUGGUUUUCUUGACAGGUGGGGUUCAGAUUUAAUGUAAACCCACUAGCAAGUUAAGUUGGUUAGCAUGCUAGCCUGCCAAUGUAGCCUUAUAUAUUUAAAAGAAUGUUACCGCAGUAACUAUACUUGUUAUUCACAAAAUGCGAUGUUAUCUUCAUGCAGUUCUGUUGUGCAUGGUCUUCGCUGUAUUAUCGGUGCUGUAUGCCUUUAAUCAACUACCAGUAGCCUCGUCCUUGGAGUCGAAAGAUGACGGACGGGCAGACAGAAGAACAAAACAAUCCAGUGGCAAACAACCCCAUGACAUAGCAUGGAACAUAGUCAGGAACGGUGGAGGAGCUUACCAAAAAGAACAUGACAGGUGUAAUGAUGCGUUGUCAGUGACUUACUGGAAUCCCUAUUGGAGACUCUCCCCAGAUGUUUGUGGAAUGAACUGCUUGUUGGAACCAUCUCCUAGGGAGAAGACUGCUUCUGCCAGCGUCACAAAGACCCAUGAUGAACGGAUGCAUCUGGCUGUGGUGGCCUGUGGUCCCAGGCUAGAGGAGACCCUCACCAUGCUCAAAUCUUCCCUGCUCUUUAGCACCCGACCACUUCACUUCCACAUAUUUGCUGAGGACCACCUACACGGCAGCUUCAGAGAGGCUCUGGACUCCUGGCCAACUGUGGGCAGCAGGUUUAUCUUCACCAUCUAUCAGAUCACCUUCCCCAGUGACAAUGCUAAGGAGUGGAAGAAGCUCUUCAAACCAUGCGCGUCCCAGAGGCUCUUUCUGCCGCUGAUCCUAAAGGAUGUGGACUCUUUACUUUAUGUGGACACAGACAUCUUGUUCCUUCAGCCUGUGGAGGAGAUCUGGUCCCUGCUGGCCCUCUUCAACUCUACCCAGUUGGCAGCCUUGGCUCCGGAGCAUGAAGAGCCACGCAUCGGCUGGUACAACCGCUUCGCCCGACACCCCUACUAUGGCAAGACUGGGGUCAACUCCGGGGUCAUGCUCAUGAACAUGACCCGGAUUAGAAAGAAAUACUUCAAGAAUGAUAUGACGUCCGUCCUGCUCCAGUGGGAGGAGCUACUGAUGCCCCUCCUCCAGAAGUAUAAACUAAACAUCACCUGGGGAGACCAGGACCUGCUGAACAUCAUCUUCCAUCACAAUCCAGAGAGCCUCUAUGUGUUUCCUUGCCAGUGGAACUACCGGCCAGACCACUGUAUCUAUGGCAGCAACUGCCUCACAGCCGAACGGGAGGGUGUCUUCAUUCUCCACGGCAACCGAGGCGUUUACCAUGACGACAAGCAGCCGGCGUUCCGAGCCGUCUACGAAGCAAUCCAGAAGUACCCGCUUGGGGGCAACCUAGUCCAGGAUCUGCUGCAGCCUUUGGAGUCCCGUCUACAGGAGACCAAACACACCUACUGUGGAAGAGCCAGUCACAUGUUUACUAAGAGGCUGGAACGGAGCGUCAGGACACUUCAACGGGAAACCACCGGGGGGAGGUGAUGUAUGGAACACACACCACGUCAACAGUCCAACCAGAUCUGGUCUUUUUUACAUUUUUAUAGUUGAGGAAGAAGAGGAUUUAAACCAACAACCUUAGUGUUGCCAGAGCCAGACUGUUAUGGACAUAGUCCUGCGGACCCUUCGUCCUGAACGCGGACCAUUCGUCCACACCAAUGUCAGAAGAAUCCAUCGUCUGUUUACAAAAAGCAGACAACGACAUGACUGUCAAGAUGGCUCCAGACUCAAUCUCAUGGGGACAAUAUUUUACCUUUUUUAUAUAAAGAUAUAUAUUUUAAUCAUUUUCAGGCAUUUUAUGCUUCAUUGAACAUUUAAAGUCAUUAAAGAUUGCGGAUAGAGUUUUUUUUUGCUGAAACGACAGUAGACCAGAUUCAAACUCAUGCUGCAGCUGUACAUGUGUAUCAGAGUAGUCAGUGGCUUUGACUGCUGGACCAUGCUGCUGUAGUCCACUGACUGUUUCCAUGUGGAUUGUUUGUUUCUCAGAUUCUCCUAUCAGAUGACAAGUGGUACACUUAAAUCAGGUUGUAUUAGGAUUUGAACUGUAACAAGAAUGUCAGACUGACAUUAGCUUGUUGCAGUAAUCAGAAUUCUCUUACGGUUCUUCAUGCCCUUCUUGAUAAAAUAUAUAUAUUUAAUGUGUGUCUUAUGUUAAUAUGAACAUCAAUGAUAUUCAAAUCUUUGAAUUAGAAUUAGAUUAAAUUGAUUUUAACAGUGAGAGACAGAAUAACAACAGAAAAUCCAGAAGAAUGCAUGUCAAAAAUGUUAUACAUUGAUUU
Esox lucius (northern pike) is the source of this 2297-nucleotide messenger RNA. RefSeq names its product glucoside xylosyltransferase 1. The transcript is spliced from 8 exons. Bases 163 to 1503 code for a protein of 446 amino acids. The record is from RefSeq and is a predicted model, not a curated record. Gene Ontology annotation, biological process: protein O-linked glycosylation via N-acetylgalactosamine. Lineage: Eukaryota; Metazoa; Chordata; Actinopteri; Esociformes; Esocidae. Gene Ontology annotation, molecular function: UDP-xylosyltransferase activity.